AUGGAGGUGUCUCCACAUGCAGACCCCAGGAUGCUGCUGGUGCUGUUCCUGGCCGUCUCCUCCCUGCGGAGCUGCAGCGCGGAGAGCCCAGUGCCCGUUCCCGAGAAUGACCUGGUGGGCAUCGUGGGGGGCCACAACGCCCCCCAGGGGAAGUGGCCGUGGCAGGUCAGCCUGAGGAUCUACAGCUACCACUGGGCCUCCUGGGUGCACAUCUGCGGGGGCUCCCUCAUCCACCCCCAGUGGGUGCUGACCGCCGCCCACUGCAUUUACCGGAGGGACACCGACCCGUCCACCUACCGGAUCCACGCCGGGGACGUGUAUCUGUACGGGGGCCGGGGUCUGCUGAACGUCAGCCGGAUCAUCGUCCACCCCAGCUACUCUGUCUUCUUCCUGGGGGCAGACAUCGCCCUGCUGAAGCUGGCCACCAGUGUGAGGAAAACACACACUCUUGCACCGGUGGCCCUGCCGUCACAGUCUCUGGAGUUCACUGACAGUGACAACUGCUGGACCACAGGCUGGGGCUGUGUCAGCUUGUUCGAUAUGCUGCCGCCUCCUUACCGCCUGCAGCAGGUGAAGGUCCCCACACUGAGCAACGCAGACUGUGAGCAGCAGAUCCACGAUGCUUUUCCUGAUGCUGGAGACAGAAAGUUCAUCCAGGACGACAUGAUCUGUGCCGGCCGCACGGGCCGCCGCACCUGGAAGGGUGACUCUGGCGGCCCCCUGGUCUGCAAGAAGAAAGGUACCUGGCUCCAGGCAGGAGUGGUGAGCUGGGGAUUUUACAGUCAUCGGCCCAGCAUUGGCGUCUACACACGAGUCCAGACCUAUGUGCCCUGGAUCCUGCAGCAAAUGCGCCUCUAAGCCCCAGGCCCCUCCCAGCUCCCUAAAAUCCAGCUCAUUCCUCGUCUUGGUCACUCCGCUCCCUGCUUCUUCCAGCACCCACCUUCUCUGCUCCUCCAUCCCACGUGGUCCUCACUUCCCUCCGCCUUUUCAGACCUGCACCUUCCUCCCUCACACUGGGAGGAGGAGGCAUGGAAGGUGCUUUGAAUGGGAGUGAGGUUAGGGAUGAAAGUCCUGGAGCCAGUUUGCAGUGUCGUCUCAUUAAACGGUUAGCAAAGCAAACCAGAAAGUGGCCAGUGUGUUCCUGAGUGUGGGUGUGGCUAGCCGGGCGGGGACUGGAGCUUCCUGAUGCGGGUGCAUCUGCUCUGGACGGUUGCGCUGUAGAAAUGGCUGCUCCAAGCCAGGCAUUCAUUGGUGGUGGGGGGAAAUGAUGGAUGGGUGGCAAGAGCAGGGGAAAUAUUCUCAGUGAUGACUCUUCUCUUGGGGCCCAGCUCCCAGCCCAGUCCUCCACUAAAAGUACAGGUCAGCCUCAUCACCAAAUUUCAUCCAUCUACCAUCUAUCUACCCACUAAAUCCACCUACUCAUCCAACCAUGAAUUCAUCCAUUCAUCCAUCCACCCACCC
Messenger RNA from Chlorocebus sabaeus (green monkey), 1461 nucleotides. RefSeq names its product putative serine protease 29. Gene Ontology annotation, molecular function: serine-type endopeptidase activity. Lineage: Eukaryota; Metazoa; Chordata; Mammalia; Primates; Cercopithecidae. Gene Ontology annotation, biological process: proteolysis. The record is from RefSeq and is a predicted model, not a curated record.